This is a messenger RNA of Drosophila miranda, 511 nucleotides long. RefSeq lists its product as uncharacterized. The transcript has 2 exons. Gene Ontology annotation, cellular component: extracellular matrix. The record is from RefSeq and is a predicted model, not a curated record. The coding region runs from base 1 to 435 and encodes 144 amino acids. NCBI's taxonomy places the organism in Eukaryota, Metazoa, Arthropoda, Insecta, Diptera, Drosophilidae.
AUGACCACGUGUCCGGUCAGGAUGGCAUUUGGCUACCUCUUACUCUGUCUACGGCUGUGGCUGUUCCUACAGAUUGCGCAUACGCAGCGUGUGAUGGCGACAUACAUUGAAUCGUAUAAUGAUUAUGGCCACAAUCAUGAUGAGGAAAGGCUCCACUACUCCCAUCAAUAUCACAUUUCCGAUCCGACGAGUCAAGUGCACAUCCUUCAUCGAGAACAGCGUCAGGGAGAUCACGUCCUUGGGACCUACAGCCACCUGGAGCCUGGGGGACACAUACGCAGCGUCCACUACGAAGUACGCGGACCCCACCAGGGCUUUAGGGCUGUCAUUCAGCAGCGAACGGCCCACAGCCGAGUACAUCAGUCCCUGGAGUUCCGGCGCAAGCAGCCGUCUCGCCCCCUGGCCCUGGCGGAGCCUGUGGCAUUUGUGGUUUAGUGGCAGGUGCCCGAGGCAUGAAACCGGACCACAAAAGCGGUCCCUGGCCCAUCCGUUAAUUACAAAAGAUGUUUAA